AUGGCUCCUGUGAGACAGCAUUCAAUUGAUGGAAGCGACAUCAGCCCUCGCGCAGUUGACGUUGAGGCCCAGGCAAGCGGUGAUGCCUUCAGACUAGAGCCAUUCCCGUCCGCGUCGCCGAGCUCUGCCAGACAUCCCUUCGGCCUCGAGACGCAAGGCAGCAUCAGAAGACGCAGCCGUCGCUCUACUACCGCUCGCCCUUAUUAUCCUGAGAUACACUCUCCAAAUUGGCACCCUGGCGAAGAACCCGGAAUCGAUCCUGCGGACCCGAGCCUUCCUACCGCUUUCGCCGACGAGGGGACCUUGCUACAGGAGCAGUUAUAUCAACGAUGUGAUAUUACGGUGGUGGAUUUCUCCCAGGAAGCUAUGCGCAUGUAUCACUUGGAUAACGCGACAUUAGUGUCCUUCCUCGAGAGAGAGAGAGAGCCAUGGGUCCAAUGCCGCUGGAUAAAUGUGAACGGAUUAAGCUGGGAUGUUGUCCGGUUGUUGGCGAACCACAAAGGCCUUCACAGGCUAGCAGUGGAGGAUCUUAUGCACUCUGUCAACCGGACGAAGGUAGAUUGGUUCUCUGACCACACCUUCAUUGUGCUUGCAAUGCAAAAGUUGAUCAAGCAAAGCUCCGGCGGUAGCCCCGAAGAUUCGGAGGCAGAGAGUGAAGCUGAAGAAGGCGACACGGGAGAGGAUGCGGACGAUUCAAAGCCGCCCAGCCGCCAUUCCAAAACUAAGAAUCGGGGAGUUAUAAUGACGGCAUUGAUGGAUUUAUUCAUACCCAAAUAUCAGCAGAGGCGGCAGGGACUACGUGGUGAAAAACGGUCGACCUUGAAUCAACCGCAUGAGGUGCCGGCCAGCCAGCCACGAGCCAUUCGGUCUCUACAGCGUUUUAGAGGAGGCCCAAACGAAGACCGUAUCGAUUUUAUGGAACGCCAUGCUGUACUCAGUUCUAAGGGCCUCAGUGUCGGCAUUGAACAAGUCUCCCUCUUCCUCCACUCAGAUAACUCUGUGACAUCCUUCUUCGAGGCCAGUGCAGACGAUAUCGAGCCUCCAAUAAUCCAGCGAUUAAGAUCUCCAGGUACCAUUUUGCGACAGAGCUGCGACGCAAGUAUGAUCUUGCAGGCCAUAAUCGAUGCUAUCACCGAUCUGGCUAUUCCUGUAACAAUGGCGUAUCAGGAUGCGAUUGGAGACCUAGAGGUCCAGGUUCUUACCGACCCUGAUAUCAAACAGUCGAGUAGCCUCUACAUUCUUACCUCUGAAAUUUCUGUACUUCGAAAUGCCAUCCAACCCAUCAUCGGGGUUAUCAAUUCGCUAAGGGACCACAAGUCAGCUACCAACAACCGCCCACAGUUGGGAUUUAAGACUGCAUCGUCUCCUUGUUUACAUACCAACAACUCAGACUCUGCUCCUAGCUCUCGGGUUACUUCACACCCAGAGACGGAAGGUGUUAAAAUGCCUUCAACUGUGACGAUUAGUCCGAUGUGCCAGACUUACCUAGGUGAUGUCCUCGAUCAUUGUAUCACCAUUAACGAAGGCUAUGAUCAAAUGCGGCGUUCGGCAGAUAAUAUGAUUGACCUGAUAUUUAACACAAUUGGAGCCUAUCAAAAUGAAAGUAUAACACAGCUAUCACUUGUGACAUGCAUGUUUCUGCCACUGACUUUCCUUUCUGGAUAUUUUGGAAUGAACUUCAAGUCUUUCUCAAGCAUCGAGGUAUAUAGUGAUGCCUUUUUCUGGGCCAUUGCUAUCCCGUUCGUAUUCGUGGUGAUGGUUAUCUUGAUGCGCGAGAUGAUCAAACGCUACUUGAUGAAGCUGGCAAACAAGAGGUUAAUCUGGAGCUCUAGGCGGAGGCGAAGGCCCGCACGUCAGCGACCCCACGCCAGCUGA
Molecule: messenger RNA, 1875 nt
Organism: Arthroderma uncinatum
Lineage: Eukaryota; Fungi; Ascomycota; Eurotiomycetes; Onygenales; Arthrodermataceae
Product: CorA family metal ion transporter
Exons: 5
Coding region: 1-1875 (624 amino acids)
Biological process (GO): metal ion transport; transmembrane transport
Cellular component (GO): membrane
Molecular function (GO): cobalt ion binding; cobalt ion transmembrane transporter activity; magnesium ion binding
Source: RefSeq, a predicted model, not a curated record